GUUGCAGCAGUGCCGGAUCAUUGCUCGGGCGCACCAAUGUGACCGUGGGCUAUCGGGGCUUCUGGGUUGAGGGUGCUGGCAAUAACACCUUCGUCGUGCGUGGCUGCCAACCCGCUGAAGUACUACUGCUGUCGAUUCUGCGGCCGAGCAUUUCGGAGACAGUCGCCAACUACAUCCGUGACGAGAUAGCUCGAGACCACACUGGCGAGUUGGACCUGCCAGACAUGGACGACAGCGCCGUGGAGACCGCUGCAAACUGCUCGCACCAGGUGGGCCCGGACACAGUCCCAACAUACAACCCCAGCGUGGACGACCACGGCUGCUUCGUCAGUCACCAAUCACAGAACAACUGCUACAACUACGGUACAGACAUCUCCACGGAUACCUUCGCCCAGCCCGGCCGAGGAUCUGGGCACAAGUGGAAAGCCAACACUUGCGAUGCCAUCCGGGCUGCUGCAGAGAGUGACGGCCUGCAGUGGCAGGGCACGGAGCUGCCGAAGGGACCGCCCGAGACCGGGCACUACGUGGCCCUGUUCGUCUGGCCAGACACGAAUUUCCACUGGGUCCGCAUGGACAAGACUGGCUUCUGGAGCCACAAGCCCGGCGGCACGCCUGUGCGGAACACAGACAACAACGGACAACAGAUCCUUUGCUGUCAAGCUUCACGGAAGAUAACUCCUCUAAACCCCAAAACCUUAACCCCUCAAGCCCUACACUCCAAACCCUAA
Molecule: messenger RNA, 728 nt
Organism: Symbiodinium necroappetens
Lineage: Eukaryota; Dinophyceae; Suessiales; Symbiodiniaceae
Source: the annotation of a GenBank genome assembly